Plasmodium malariae is the source of this 984-nucleotide messenger RNA. RefSeq names its product eukaryotic translation initiation factor 3 subunit I, putative (gene EIF3I). Gene Ontology annotation, molecular function: translation initiation factor activity; protein binding; RNA binding. The transcript is spliced from 3 exons. Gene Ontology annotation, cellular component: cytoplasm; eukaryotic translation initiation factor 3 complex, eIF3m. Lineage: Eukaryota; Apicomplexa; Aconoidasida; Haemosporida; Plasmodiidae. Bases 1 to 984 code for a protein of 327 amino acids. The record is from RefSeq and is a predicted model, not a curated record. Gene Ontology annotation, biological process: cytoplasmic translational initiation.
AUGAAAAGAAAAUAUUUAUGUGGUCAUAAUCGUCCGUUAACGCAUGUAAAUACAAAUUAUGAUGGAGAUUUAUUAUUUACAACAGGAAGGGAUAAAAAAUUUAUUUUGUGGAGAUUAUCAGAUGGAAGCCAAAUAGGCCUGUACGAGUGCAGCGGGGCUGUGUAUAAUUCGGAUGUUACUUACGAUAGCAAAAGAAUAGUAUGCUCAUCUGCAGCUAAUAAAGUUUAUAUAUUUGACGUGUACACAGGAGAAACUUUAAAAGUUAUUGAAGAGAGCGGUCCUGUGCGAUUUGUUGAGUUUAAUAAAAAUCCAUUAGAUCAGAAUAAAAUAGUUGUAGCAAAUGAUAGGUUAAAAGCUGACCAUAAAAGAUUUAUUAAAUUAUAUGAUUUAAAAAGUGAUACAUUGAUAUGGAAACAAGAACAUGAGAGUAGGUGCAUACAAGUGAGGUGGUGUUUUUUUGAUAAAAUAAUUUUAUCAGCACAUGAAAAUGGGGAAAUAGUAAUAUGGAAUGCUGAGGAUGGUCAUCAAAUGAAUAAAUUCCAAGCUCAUUCAAAAGAGGUUACAAAUUUAGCUUUUGAUAAAGAUAGGAUGAUCAUGUUGAGUUCAUCAACAGAUGGAACAGCAACCCUGAGGGAUGCUAUAAAUUUUGAAAUUAUAAAUGAAUAUAAAGCUGAUAGACCUUUAAAUACAUGUGAUAUAUCCCCAUUGUUUAAAAGUGAAAAUAAUCCAAAAAAUCAUAUUAUCCUAGCAGGUGGUCAAGCAGCUGAACAUGUUACCACGACUGCUACAGGAGAGGGAAAGUUUCAAACUCUGCUUUAUGAUAUAAUACAUGCAAAUGAGCUAGGCAGUGUUAAAGGACAUUUCGGUACUGUACAUUCUAUUAAAUUUUUACCACACGGAGAUGGUUUCGUUUCAGGGGGUGAAGACGGAUUUGCAAGAAUAUAUCAUUUUGAUAAGGAUUAUUUUAUAGGGAAAUAUGAUUAG